GGCAGGGCAGGGAGGGCUGCAACCGCGGGUGGGAUGGGGCCUCGCUGCCGGCUUCGCUGAGACUCGCUUGCGUGGGCUCCCGCGGUGGGCCCGCAGUGGCCGCCGCGGCAUGAAGGGCGCUCUGGGGAGCCCCGUAGCCGCGGCCGCCGUAGGCGCUGCGAUGCAGGAGAGUUUCGGCUGCGUUGUGGCCAACCGCUUCCACCAGCUGCUGGACGACGAGUCGGACCCGUUCGACAUCCUGCGCGAGGCCGAGCGCCGGCGCCAGCAGCAACUGCAGCGCAAGAGGCGCGAUGAAGCGGCGGUUGGGGUCGGCAGUCGCGGCGGCAGAAGUCCGGCCGGGGCCUCGGGCCACAGACCCGGCGCGGGCAGUGGCCGGAGGGAGUCUCAGAAGGAACGCAAGGGACUCCCGGCCCCCGGCGCGCAGCAGCCGGACAGCCCUGCGGGCGUCCCACAGCCACCCGGUCAGAAGCGAACUCCUAGAAGAGGGGAGCAGCAAGGAUGGAAUGACAGCCGGGGGACAGAGGUGAUGCUGGAUAGAGCAGAGCGGAGAUCCUACAGGGAAUAUCAACUCUGUGAGACGGAGAGGCAGGCGGACUUUACACCUGAGAAGUUUACAGAUGAAAAACCAGUUGACAGGUUUGAUCGAGACAGACCACUGAGAGGACGUGGAGGCCCAAGAGGAGGUCUGCGGAACAGAGGCAGAGGUGGUCCUGGGAACAGAGCUUUUGACAGUUUUGACCAGAGAGGGAAACGGGAGUAUGAGAGAUAUGGUGGGAAUGAUAAAAUAGCAAUCAGAACUGAAGACAACAACAUGGGUGGAUAUGGAGUUCGCACGUGGGGAGCAGGUAAAGAAACCAGUGACGUGGAGCCAACUGUGCCGAUGGAGGAGACUUUGGUGGUGGAGGAGCCCCCAGGACCCCUGGAGGAGGGGUCUCCAGCCAAAGUUCCUGAAUUGGAAAUAGAAGAAGAAACUCAAGUUCAAGAGAUGACCCUAGAUGAAUGGAAAAAUCUUCAAGAACAGACCAGACCAAAGCCUGAAUUUAACAUCCGGAAACCUGAGUCCACUGUCCCUUCCAAAGCAGUGGUGAUACACAAGUCUAAAUAUAGAGAUGAUAUGGUGAAGGAUGACUAUGAGGACGAUGCCCACGUAUUCCGGAAAGCAGCCAAUGACAUCACGUCCCAGCUGGAGAUUAAUUUUGGUAACCUCCCUCGUCCCGGGCGCGGAGCCAGAGGUGGCACACGGGGAGGCCGGGGAAGGAUCAGACGGGCAGAGAACUAUGGACCCAGAGCAGAAGUGGUGACGCAAGACGUUGUUCCAAACCCGGAUGACCCUGAAGACUUUCCUGCUCUGGCUUGAGCCCUAUUUCCCUGGCAACUUAGAACAUCACUGGCAUCCCUAUGGAGAGACUUUCCUUGCUGUGGGGAAGAGUCAGACUCUAAGAACAAUACAUGUUGCUUUUCCCCGUGUA
Rhinolophus ferrumequinum (greater horseshoe bat) is the source of this 1469-nucleotide messenger RNA. It is a transcript of the gene HABP4, whose product is annotated as hyaluronan binding protein 4. The coding region runs from base 110 to 1357 and encodes 415 amino acids. Gene Ontology annotation, biological process: positive regulation of translational initiation; positive regulation of RNA splicing. Gene Ontology annotation, molecular function: RNA binding. Gene Ontology annotation, cellular component: cytoplasm; nucleus. NCBI's taxonomy places the organism in Eukaryota, Metazoa, Chordata, Mammalia, Chiroptera, Rhinolophidae. The transcript has 8 exons. The record is from RefSeq and is a predicted model, not a curated record.